Molecule: messenger RNA, 1251 nt
Organism: Planococcus citri (citrus mealybug)
Lineage: Eukaryota; Metazoa; Arthropoda; Insecta; Hemiptera; Pseudococcidae
Gene: SCCRO4
Product: DCN1-like protein SCCRO4
Exons: 7
Coding region: 185-895 (236 amino acids)
Biological process (GO): protein neddylation
Cellular component (GO): ubiquitin ligase complex
Molecular function (GO): ubiquitin-like protein binding; cullin family protein binding; ubiquitin conjugating enzyme binding
Source: RefSeq, a predicted model, not a curated record
UUCGUGUUUGGCUUUCAGUUGAGCUUUGAUGGCAUUUUUUGGCAAAUCUCAGUGAGUGUCUGAGUGAAGUGAAAUUCAAGUUAUCAAGUACGCCCUGAGAUUAGAAUGAAAUGAAGACUGAAAUACUUAAAGAAGAAUAAAGCUCGAUUCAGUUAUCCGGAUUUCACAUACCUACUAUCCCAAAAUGCCACGAAAAAGGCGUACUACUGUUGAAGCAACCAUGGAAGAUGAUUCUUUCGUGCAGAAAAGAUCUCGAAACACCAACGCUAACAAAUCAGCCAAAAUAGAUGAUACAUUUAGUCAGAAAAAGUGCAUGACUUGGUUUAGAGAAUAUUCUAGCGUUGAUGAACCAGAUGUGAUAGGUCCGGAAGGUAUUGAAAAAUUUUGCCAGGAUCUUGGUGUCGAACCUGAAAAUAUCGCAGUACUUGUUAUUGCUUGGAAAAUGAACGCUCGUAGGAUGGGUUUCUUCUCGUCACAAGAAUGGCUCAAAGGGUUUUCCGACUUACAAUGUGACUGUAUUCCAAAAAUUCGAGCAAAAAUUGAUCACGUUAGAAGUUUAUUGCAAGAUCACUCUACUUUCAAAAGUGUUUACAGAUAUGCUUACGAUUUUGCUCGAGACAAAGAUCAAAGAAGCAUGGAUUCAGAGACUGCUAAGGAUAUGUUAAAUUUGUUAUUAGGAAAGAAUUGGAAACUCUAUCCUCAGUUUCGUCAGUUUUUAGAUCAAUCAAAGUAUAAAGUCAUCAAUAAAGAUCAAUGGUGUAAUAUAUUAGAAUUCUCGCGUACUAUUAACAGCGAUUUAUCCAACUACGAUAUCGAUGGCGCUUGGCCUGUUAUGUUGGACGAGUUUGUAGAAUGGCUGAAAAAUCCGAGCAAUGACAACGCUAUGCAGAAUUAGGAAACAUCGCAGAAUGAAAAUUGCCAUUGUAAUAGCCUUUCAAUUCAUUAAUUUUCGUUUUCUCUCUCUCUCUACUAUUAAUUAAUACUGAACAUCUUUUUUUGAAGUCUCAAGCAUCUAAAAUAAUUUAAAUUGUUCGUGUAUCGGAAAAUUUCAUUACGAAUUUUUCACUUGGAAAGCCCUCGAGUGAUCAAUAGUGAUAAAUGUUUCCAUUUUUUUCCACAUUUUUUUUUUCCAGUAAUUGUUACAUGUUUAUAUUAGUGAUUUCAACCGUGUUUUUUUGCCUUUUUUUUAAAAAAAAGAUUUAUUGUAAAACUAAAUAAUGUAAUGUUAAAAUUAUAAUUAAUAAUAUUCGA